This is a messenger RNA of Micropterus salmoides (largemouth bass), 6520 nucleotides long. RefSeq names its product misshapen-like kinase 1. Gene Ontology annotation, biological process: protein phosphorylation. Gene Ontology annotation, molecular function: ATP binding; protein kinase activity. The record is from RefSeq and is a predicted model, not a curated record. Lineage: Eukaryota; Metazoa; Chordata; Actinopteri; Centrarchiformes; Centrarchidae.
GCAAGAAAAACAAGGUGCGUGUCUACUAUCUGGCCUGGCUGAGGAACAAGAUCCUCCACAAUGAUCCUGAGGUGGAGAAAAAGCAAGGCUGGACUACUGUGGGGGAGAUGGAGGGCUGCGUGCACUAUAAAGUGGUGAAAUAUGAGAGGAUAAAGUUCCUGGUGAUUGCUUUGAAGAAUGCCGUGGAAGUGUAUGCUUGGGCGCCCAAACCUUAUCACAAAUUCAUGGCCUUCAAGUCUUUUGCAGACCUGCCACACAGGCCUGUCCUGGUUGACCUGACAGUGGAGGAGGGUCAAAGGUUGAAGGUCAUCUACGGCUCUUGUGCUGGCUUCCAUGCCAUCGACGUGGACUCCGGAAACAACUAUGACAUUUAUAUCCCCGUUCAUAUCCAGAGCCAUGUGACGCCGCACGCAAUUGUGUUCCUGCCCAGUUCAGACGGCAUGGAGAUGUUGCUGUGCUACGAGGAUGAGGGUGUCUACGUCAACACCUAUGGACGCAUCAUCAAGGACGUGGUCCUGCAGUGGGGCGAGAUGCCCACAUCUGUUGCUCAUAUCUGCUCAAAUCAGAUCAUGGGAUGGGGAGAAAAGGCCAUUGAGAUCCGCUCUGUGGAGACCGGCCACCUGGAUGGUGUCUUCAUGCACAAAAGAGCUCAGAGGCUGAAGUUCCUUUGUGAGAGAAAUGACAAGGUGUUCUUUGCAUCAGUGCGCUCUGGAGGUAGCAGCCAGGUGUACUUCAUGACCUUGAACAGAAACUGCAUCAUGAACUGGUGAAGGAACAGCUGCUCUGGUCAGUGUGUGGAACCCAGGCAGGGUUUGGAGAAGGAAGUGCAUCCGAAAUACUCACAAACGCAUGCACACAAAUGUGAACACCCAUCUAUCUUUCUCUCCAGCUCGCUUGCUCGCACUCACGCACUCAUGCUCGAAAGACACAGCUCUCAACGACACACACAAACACAAACAAUCUCUAAACCCAUCCUAGCCUACACUUCUUAAGAUACAGUUUCUACCGAGGCCCCCUGAUCACAUGCUCCCUGGAAUCACUGAUAGAGCUUCAGAUGUUAAUACCAUCUAUUAAUUUGUACUGUAUAUAUUCUUGUGUUGAUUUUCUUUACUUGGUGGACAUGUGUUCAGUCGUGACAAUUUAGUUCUUAUUUGUGAAGUAUGUUAAAAACAUUCCUUGAUGGUUCUACAGUACAUUUCGAAGAAGGCAUUAUUUACCUAUACUAUAUGUUGAAAUGAAGCUGUAAAUAGGUAGCACCUUACACUUGGAUCUGAAUCAUUCGCAGGCCUCUUAUAUAGCCUCCAUUCAGUGUGUUGCCACCGGACACAUGGACGUUGAAUAAUAAAAUGCUGGAACAUCCAUCUGCAGUGGCUUGUGGACCCCCUUUGUUUUGGGGGCUCCCAUAAAUUCAGGGAGGCUCAAAGGAAGGAUUCAAUACAAAAAAAUAUUUCAAAGGGACUUUAAAGUCAGAACAAAGUAGCUUGUUUUAAAUAUUUUUAGUUAUAUAUUGUAGACAGUAAUCUGCAGUCUUGCUUUCACAAUUUUAUUUUUUUCUGGCCUGUAUGGCAAAUGAUGUUGCAGCUCUUAAUCACGGAAAGUAAGCCUUGAAUGCUUCAAAAUCAAUUUCAGUUUAAAAAUGAAUAAAUAAUAAUAAACAAAAACAAUCAGAAAUUUCAUAAAUGUGCAGUACUCAGAAUCAGUACUGUGAAAUAUCCUGCUUUGCCUUUCUAUGGCUUAGGUGAAACCAUGAGGCUUGUAUCUAAACAUUUUGUUUUCAUAGAUUUACAAAAUACAAACAUUUGUUAUUUAUAUGUAGUGAUUCUGUAUUGGUAUUAGCCUACUGGUAUCCUUAAUUUUACUGUAAUUAUAUUGCUAUUAUAUUGCAAUAUAUGCUAUUCUUGUGGAGUCUUUGUUUGAAGAGGGGAGUUCAUGUAUUUAGCUGGUAGUGUUAGGCAGUAGGAUGACAAAGUUGGAGAAACGUGGAAGGAGGGUUUCACUGAGAUUAACGUGAUUGAGGGAGAUCGGUUUUGGGGUCCUUUCACCCUCCUACCACAGUGAUCUACUCUGCUGUAUUAUAUUUCAGUUCUUAGACUAUUUCGCUAGUGUGGAUCUUUUUGUGAGAAGUGUUUGUCCAGGGGAUUGCAGUAGAACAGCUCUUGGUACAGUUUAUUUGUCUUAGGCCAGGGGGAAGAUUUAAUAUAGAGUGACUCUGCAAUAACACAGAGGACUUCAUCUCAUCAGGCACUGUGGUGAACACAGCUGGAGCACAUGAGACUUAAUAUAUUUUAUAUCUACACAUUCUGCCAAAGUUCACAGCAUAUUCUGCAACUGCGGGGUCACUACCCAAUGUUCCUUUCAGUAUAUAUAUAUCCAAAAACUACUUACUAAUAUUAGGGCUUCACGAUUUAUUAGCUGCUUUUUUAGGGGAAUAACUGUCUGCUUUGUUUUGUCAGCUGCAUAAGGGAGAGACUGUGCUCUCAUACUGUAGGCAGUAUGGUACAGUAUGAAGCAGCGUUAUCAGGAAGUACCCUGGUGAUUUUCUGUCAGCAGAGGGUAUGUCAACACAUGAGUCAAGCUUUUUGUUUCAGUGAUUCACUUAGUUACGACACUGUGCUGCCACAGCACUUUGGUAUUAACAGGUGGACAUUUUUAAAAUCACGAUGUUUUUUUUCUGCACUCCUGUCAUACACCUUAUCAGCAUGGAGUUGUUGGGAAAACAACAUUUUUAACAAGUCUGUUCAUCUUAUAAUUAGUUGCUGACAUGUUAAAGUUAAGAGAAUGAGACUGUAAAUUUGUGUGUGAAAAGCUUUUGGAUAUUAUGAAAGGAAUCUUGGCCAGUGAUGAACGGGAUAGUCAUGCUUUUAAGCUAAGGAGAUAUAUUUUAUAUGAUCAAAAAGAAAUCUAUUAAAAAUGCAGUAUAUGGUCAGGGCCCAGAGGGUUAAGAUUAUAUAAAUAGGUGGUACAUUUUAUGGUGAGAAACAAACUGUAAAUGGGCAUGGAAAGCACUUACACUUCAGUAAACAUUUACAGAUAUACUGUAUCUCGAGCAGAUACUUUGGUGUGCAUGUAAGCCAUUGAAAUAGGUUAUAUAGUACUGUAUCAAAGUUGUUUUCCCCUUUUAGCGAAUGUGUUUUUACUCUUAAAUAUCUGUUAUGUGCCAUGACCUACAUUUCAGAUGUUACAAUUACAAUCCACUAGGAGCUCUGGCGCUCAUGCUUUUUAUGGUCAAAUCAUAAUUUUUUAUCAAUCUGCCAUGUUUACAGUCUAAGCAGUGCCUUGGAAUUGGGAAGGAGAGAGGUUUGAGGAUGGAUUAUGAGACGCCCCCCAGGCACAACUACAUUUGCUCCCUCAUUAUGAUUUAUGUCGGGUGCCAGUUAAGUGCACUUAAGUCAAAUCCAGAAUAUCCUGUAGAUGGACUUGAAAUGCUUUUUUGGCACCACAUAUGUAACCUAAAAUGAUCAACAGACGAUAAUGCAUUCAGAAAGUUGCAAUAACAAAAAAGUUAAUGUGUCCAGUGAAUCCAGUGUAGUAUCGAAAGGAUCUACUCACAGUGGGAGCCAGCAUAGAGAAAAGCCAUACGUAUGAAACGUGUUUGUAGAGAAAAUUUAGUUCUUGUGCACAGACCAGAUUUAACUCUGUGUGUGAUGUCUGCUCAGAAAUUGUAGGUUGCCGCAGCAAAGAUGAGGUAAGCGCUUGUUCUUUAAUGGUGUUGACUAUGUUAUCUUAGUAGUGGGGAUAUUAGCUUGAUAUAUUCUGAGAAGCCUAUUUUAUAAAAUAUGUAAAUUAGUCUAUAUUGAGAAAUAAAAGUACAUCUAUAAGACAGAUUUGUAUUUAUAUAAAAAUGUGUCCUGCUCUAUUAAUCAAAGCACAAUGUAUUUAAGGCAGAGAUCAAAACUAUAAUCGAGCGUAACCGAGAGAUGGAGUUCUUUUUCCUCAUUCACUCAGCAGUUGUCAAACUCGUCAGUAUGUAAUCAGUCAAAGUUGUUGGUGGUAGUAUAUCAAGUAGUCUGCUGAGACAGCUGUGUGUCAAUAACUGCAACAUUUCUGUUGUGCUAUCUUGACAGAAAAAUAAUGUCCGUCUUCUUGUUACCAGAAAGGUCAACUGUGGCUGUGAUUCAGACACUUGUGAUGACUCGCAGAUUGGUGUUUGAUCUGGCCUCUGGUGUAAAUUGUCUACGUGGGGGUGGACAGGCUGUUAAUACGCUCAGGUGAUGACCGGAAUCGCCACACAGGUGGUGAUGCGAAGGGGCGUAAUGGCCCUUGAGUAUUACUGGCUCUUGGCUUUGAGAUUGUGGCACAAACAGGCAGCAUUUAGCGACAUUUACAGAAUACAGGCAAAGACGACUGGCCAAGUGUUUUUGUCACCAAGUAUGAAAGUCUUUAAAGGGGAACUCCGCUGAAUCAGCAAUGCACUUCUGUAACAGUCAGAAACACAAUGGACUCUUUAUAAAACGGAUAUAUCAAAAUGUAUCGUCUUUUUUUAUUCCAUGCUUAUUUCUUGUGAAAAGAACCCAACUAAGCCAAAUCCCUGACAGUUCAGGCAGGGAUUUGGCUUAGUUGCUGAUGUAACUUCGAGAUGCGUGCCUGAAGCAGAGAUGUGGAGCAGCAGGUUACCGAGGUCUGGUAAGAUCACCUUAUAGUGAUAGUAUUCUUCAGCCCCAACAGAUGAUGACUUAUGUGACAUCACAUGAGGCAAUUUACCAAACCCAACCAUUGAUUGUAUGAAGAUGUACAGAUAACAGCUCCCCAAAAGUGAAGCCAAAACAUCUCUAUCGCCCCCUGGCGGCCAAAUUAAAAAGUCAAAUAAAUUGUUCCCAAAGAUGGUUUCUGUCAGUUCUAAUCACACUGAUUUAUGUGAAAGUGUGUGAUAAGUUUGGUUUCAGUAAGUCGUGUGAUGUUAUAAAAAGGGGUUUUGUGGCAUGAUUGACAGCUGAGCCAUGCUCGCUCAAUAUAGUCGGCGGGUGUAUGGGUGGGACCUAAAUACAGUGGCUCCAACUCCGAUCCCAAGUGCGCAGACUCUGGCUCUAAGUGACGUCACCAGUGCAAGAUGGUAGCGCGCGUAUCCGGGAUAUUUUGGUUUCAUUUUUGUACAGUGAGGGGAAGUGGAGAGGCGGCGUUCAUCUUUAUAUGCAGUCUGUGGACCCAACAACACCUGUAAACAGACUUUGAUGUGUAAAAUUGGUGUGGUUCCCCUUUAACACACAUACUUAUGUUGCAUUAACAAAUUAAAAUUAACUAUAUUAACUAAAGUACACAGAAGGCAAAAUACCGUAGCGUCAGACUUGUUUAAAAAUGCCAGGUAUUGCCUGAUGUGUGUUGACAGGUGUUUUUCUGGUUAGCAUUUCACUUAAACGAUUUGACUUAGUAUUUCAAGAAGACCCUUAUUUUACCAAUAAAAAAAGACUGAAAAUGAGCUCCACAUCACAACUAAUGCUCGUGAUAAAUAUCUACUUCUGGUUAUUGGGUGAGGUAAUACAAUAUAUCAUCAACUUGAUUGAGGCAGUCACUUCCAAAGCUUGUUGUCUAAUUUAAUGCAGCAGAAAUUUGUUUAAUGAGUUGCGGUUUGUAACACAGAAGAGUAGUUCUGGUUGUUUAUUUCCUUAAAAGCACCUUAAGGUGUGAAAGUGCUAUUUCAUUUUGUGCCAAGAGCCAUUAAAAGACCAGAACCUUGCAACUCAUUAGUUUUAGGGAAACCAUCUGAUCACAAGCAUGAACCGAUAUGAUUGCUGAAUUCAUGUAACUCGGCUCUGAAGAUGCACACAAUUAUCAGAAAGAAAGAGGCACCACUGAGAUGUUGGUGGAGCGCUGAAGGUGAAGAAAACCAUCCUGAGAGACGGUUGUCCUGUCGGGCGACGACAUUUCUUUUUAAUAAGCAAUACAAGCAUUUGAAAAAGUCGAAACCCUGGCUGUCCAUCUUAGUGUGACUUGCAGGAAGUGAUUCUUCAGUGGCCUUUGGCAGACUGAAUGUAGGCUGGUUUGUGUGUCGCUUGUUACAGAAAUAAUUCUGUACUUAACUUUUGUUUUGUAAUCACAAGAAAUAACUGCUUCUCUCUGUCAGUUUAACGCAAUCACCUUUUGGGAUGCUUGUUCCCGUUUUGCUAUUAUGAAAUCCCAGAAACUGCCUUUAUGAACACUAAGUAUCGAUAAAUGGAUGAUAAAUAAUACUCUGAUGGGGCACUCCUCUCUCAUAGCUUGUAUUUCUAAUUAAUAACGUAUGAAUGGAUUAGCAGCUGUAGCUGGGAGGGAGGCAGAUCAAACCUGGGGAGCUUAAAAACGACAUGGAUCUUUGGACAGAACUACAAAUAUCUAUUAUUCUUUUUUCAAUAACUUUUUUUUAAAGACGGUGAACAUCUUUGCAAUGUUUUAGUGUGCGUGCGCGUGUCUGUGUUACUUGUGAGAGGUUAACUCCAGAUUGUAUUUCAUAGACUGAUAAACUUUAAAAAAUUUCAAAAGAUUGUGUUGAAUGAAUUCAUGUCUUAAUACAGAAUUGUUUGAAAAAUAAAAUGUUGAUCUCAUUUUA